Bactrocera oleae (olive fruit fly) is the source of this 5410-nucleotide messenger RNA. It is a transcript of the gene Eaf, whose product is annotated as ELL-associated factor. Gene Ontology annotation, biological process: transcription elongation by RNA polymerase II; regulation of DNA-templated transcription. Lineage: Eukaryota; Metazoa; Arthropoda; Insecta; Diptera; Tephritidae. The record is from RefSeq and is a predicted model, not a curated record. Gene Ontology annotation, cellular component: super elongation complex. Gene Ontology annotation, molecular function: transcription elongation factor activity.
CUCUUCAUUUUUUUCACAUGCAUAGCCGUCGUUAAUGACGUCGACGGCAGCGUUGCGUAGAGUUGUUGUCAGAAGACGACAAAGUGACGUACGCGUAAUUCGUUUUUUUUUUACGUUUUUUGCUUCACCUUUACUUUUCUUAUACAUUCUUCUUUGAAAAGUGGUCAACAUACUCGUAUGCCGCAUACUUGCGGGGGUGGUUUUGGCGACAGCUGGGUGGCAAUGUUGUCUGCAGCGCUGUUGCUGUGCUGAGUUAAACGUUGACGUUAGCUGAAAUUGUAACGGCGUGGCAAACCUGUCGUAGUGCACCCAUUGUGUUGCUGCAUUUUUUAUUUGGCAAAGCCGGAGGAAUGUACAUGUGAAGCCUAAUACUCGAAACAUAUGUUCUUUCUAUUUUAGUGUGUGAACAAGAAUGUAAAGAUAAAAAAAUUGUAUAAGUAGAAAUGAAAGAUUAUAUAUUAAAAUCAGACGAAUGACUGCUAUAAGGGGAUAAGUGAAGGGUGUGAUAUUUAAAAAAAAAUUUACGAAUUAAGUUCUUCAGAAAAUUAGCACGCUACUUAUUACUGGCGGUUGGCUAAGCUGAGUAGAAUAAAGUCAAAAUAAUAAUAUAUAAUGUGUGCUAAGUGUAGUGCAUAUUUCUAAUUGAGAAUGUAGUGGUGCUGGGCGCCUCUCCGCCUGGAAGUGCAAUUAACAGUUAAAUUUUCAAUUUAAGUGUAAAUAAUCUAUUUUUUAUACGUGUACGUGUGUGUGCAAUUCCGUAUUGCACCGAAAAGCAAAAAAAUUCCGAAGUCAUCAGGUACCACAACGUUACAGCGUCUCAAGGCCAAGGCUGCAGGUGGUAGCGUAAAACGCAGUCGAACAAGCAACGCAGCGGCUGGGACAACGGUAACAUCUAGUAAUAGAGGAAGUAGUGGGAUUGGAGGAAGUGCUCGUGCAGCGGGCGGUCGUAAAUUUACUGCAAACAGUAUAACACAAUUGCAACGAAGUGGCGGCGGCGCUGGUCAGUGGUCAGCAGGGGCGGCGGCGACGACGGUUGGAGCGGGUGCUAGCACCGGAGUCAGUUCCUUUACAACGGCACCCGAUUGCUCUUUGUUGGUUGAAAGGGAAUCGGCAUAUUUGCAAGGUUUUCAAUCACCAAGCUACAACACCACAAAAUCAUAUCAACAACAACAAAACCAGUCCAAUUACAACAAUUCCCUCUAUAACACCAAUAAUAACGCCAGUGCCAAUUAUUCAAAUCACUCAACUUACGCAAAUACAUCAUCGUCAUCUCCACACACAACUACAACGCCUCAUAACAAAUUUCCAAGCGCCGGUGUUGGGGCAACGACGAUGAUGAUGACCAAACAUAAAAGCUCGCUCGCAGAGCGCCUUAACAUUGGAGACGAGGUGCGCGAUUUAAAGCUUGGCUGCACAUACAAUUCAAAAAAUACAACGACCGCCUUUCACACUAUCAAAUAUGACUUCAAGCCAGCAAGUGUGGACAAAAGUAAAGUAGCUACAGUGGACGUCGGCUCCAAUAAUCAAGUUACCGUUACCGUGCCAAAUUUAGUAAGCUCCGGUGUGCCUCAUACAGUUUAUAAGGGAAACCAUAGAAAAUACACAAAAGAAUGUUUGUUGAUUUACGAUCGAAAAACCGGUGGUAUUACAUUCGAGAAGUUAAAUCAUAAUAUUCAAGUAAAAAAGACGAGGAGUGAGAUGACAAACAAACCAAGUGCGAUAGCUGCUAGCGCAAAUGUAGCACCGCAGCAAAAACUAGAGAAUAGUACGAUGCGCAUCACAUCGAAAACGAAAGUGUCGACAGGGAGUCGUCGAAAUAAUAUAAUUGAUUUUAAGCCAAGAAACUCGCCAUCCGCAUCUGCAUCCCCGUCUGCACCGCCAUCCAUACACAAAAGUCCACAAUCAGCGCCGGCCUGGAACGCGAAUAAUACGCAAGCCACGCUGCCCAGCAUUCCAAUGAUCUUCGAUGACGACGAUGAUGGCAUGUUUGGACUGACCGCCGCCGCCGCCGCAGGCAAUAGUCAAACGCAUGGUGGCAGUGGCAGUGAUGCGGCAAAUAUGUCUUCAUCGUCCUCCGCAUCGAGUCAUAACAAUUCAGCGCACGAUUAUCACAUGCAAAUGCAGCAGCACCAGCUACAGCAGCAGCAACAGCAACAGCUGCAGCAGCAGCAGCAGCAACAGCAACCGGCGCCGACCAAACAGUCAAAGCAAUCGCAUCGUAACAAUCAAAAACGGCAAAACAAUUUGAACGCAGCGACGGCGACGUCGUCCACAAAUGCGGCGGCAAUAGCACAGAGUCAUGGCAAACAGACGAAGCACAACCGUAUAGAGCAACGAACUUCCUCGCCACAAACCUUUGCACAACAGCAGCAAAGGCAGCAACAGCACAAUCUCUACCAACAACAGCAGCAAUCCAACAACAAUCGCAUGUAUCCGACGAACUCAUCGUCCUCAAUGCAAAUGUCUAACGGUGUCGCUGGUGGCUAUCACAAUAGCAACAAUAUGUCCAUGGGAAAUCAAGUGUUGCAACAUCAUCAGACGCAACAACAACACCACAAUAUGCCAGGCAUGUCAUCGCCGCAUGACAGCGACGCAGCUAUGGCUAAUGCGGCCGCGCAGCUCGAACAGCAAAUACGCGGUCUUAGCUCAUCUAGUUCGAGUUCCAGCUCGGAUUCGAGCGACAGUGAUUGUGGCAGCGACUCCGACGACAGCAGUGAUGAAGAGGAUGACGCUGGCAGUCAUCAUCCUCAACAUCAACAACAACAACAACAAACGCAACAUCAAAUGCAUCAGUUGCCGAAUUUGAUGUCAGCGCUGCCACCAAUGUCAACUGCUGCGCAAUACAAUCGCAAUACGCCUUCGUCUGGCUAUGCGUCUAAUAAUAGCCACACCAACAAUAAUGGUGCAUUUACGAGUGAUUUGCUGCAAAACGAUCUGCAAUUAUCAUCGAACUCUUCCGAUGAAGAUGAUUAGUAGAAUAUAUUUAUAUAGAAUUACACACGCGCUACAUUAAAAAAAAACUAUAUGAAACAAUAUAAAAACAACUAAAACAUACGAUUACAUGCACAUAGGAAUAUUUGUUUGCUAUAUAUACAAUUUUUGAUUUUUUUUUUUUUUUUUUGUUAAUUCUUGGAUAUAUUGUGCGUAUGUAUAUUAUGCGUAUUCCUUCGCUAUAUACUUUAUGUAACUAAUUUUGUUUAGGAGUUUCUUUUUUAAAUUAAUAAUAAUAUGUAUAUUUAUAAAGACAUCGCUUGCAAAACUGAGCAUACAUACUCUUUAAUAUUGUAUAUGAAAUUAAAAUGCUGAAUUUAUUUGCAAUUGUAAUAUAAACAACAGUAAAAAAACGCAGUGUGAACGAAGCUAGAGUGGAAAGGAGUGAGGAAGUUAAUUUAAUACUAGUAAAAUUUAAAAGCAAAACUUAGCAAAGCAACACUGCACACUAAAUGCAUGUAUGUACGAAAUCUAGGUCUAUAAAGAGCAAACAAAUUCCAAGUGAGGCACAAAACGGUAAAAGCGAAUUUUUGUAGAAAGUAGUGCUUAAAGUGAAUAGCAUUAAUGAAUUGAAAAUAAACUAGUGUAGUUGCAAAUAACAACAACAACAUAGUAAAAUAAUAUAAACAAUGCCAAUUUGUAUAUAAAACUAAAUGAUAUUUUCGGUCAUUUAAUUUUAUACCAAAUAAGUUUAGUUCCACAAAAAAAUUUUUGUGAGCCAUGUGAAUCAUUCAAAUAGUAAAGUUUAUGCGCAUAAGUCCAAAAUAGUUAAAAAAUAACAGAAAUUUUACAGCAAAUAUGCAAUCAGCAACUGUGCAGGAUAAAGAGGAUUAUAAAUACAAAAACACAACUAAAACUAGUUUACUUAAUUUAGUGGCAUAUAAAUGCAAAAAUCUAAAAACAUGAAAUAUAACGAAAAAACGAAUGUUAGAGAGAUUUUGCAAAGCGACGCAAUUUAUUAGUGUUUUUGCUUAUGGGCGCUCUAAAUUAUUGCUGCAACAUUAUUUUCAUUUUGCAAUUGUGUAUCAGCUGCUGCAUGCAUAUGUUUGCUAUACAUCUGUGGCAAAAUUUAAAAAAAAGUUAAAGUCGACUUCAGUGCGGUUAGUUAUUUUGCUUUCUAGUAAAACUCGGCGCCUAUUUUUUUUAAAUAUAUUUUAUAGUAAAUUGAAGCCGAUUCUAAAAUAUAAUAUUCUCUACUCUGGCGAGUAUAAUUAAAACUUCCCUUACCAACCUAAGUCGACUUAAGCAACUUUAACAUAGUGCAAAAGCUAGGCAUAUUAUAAAGUAUUUUCAAAUUUUCAAUAAUUAACUUUAUACAAGUUUAGUUCUUAACAACUAUUAUUUCAUUGAGAAUAACAUAAAAAAUUGUUUUAAAAAUUAUUCACACUUUUAAGCAAUAUAAAUAUGACCGUUUUUCAUUUUUAGCAUAAAGAAAUAGCUUACGAACUGUGAAAUUUCUUAUAAUUAUUUAAUUUUCAGACUUUUUCCAAUUACCGUUUUCCUAAUUGAAAUAUUGUAGUUUGGAAAUUUUAUUAUAGUAUAAAUCUACAUAACAAGCGCGAAAAGUACAGCAACUUUUUUGUAUAUAUUAUAAUUUUUUUAAUUAUUUGCGAAAUUAUUCUUUGUUUUACCUAUUUAUUCAAUUAAAUUACGUUUUAUAAUUAUACUUACAACUAAUUUGCAAAUGAAGCAAAUAAAAAAAUUAUGAUUGUAACAUAAGUAAAACAUUUUUUUUUAAAUUAUGAAAUUUAGUUACGAAAACUUGAAAGCAAGAUAAACUGCUGGCUUGGAAAUAAUGCAAAUUAAGAAUGAGUGUAAAGAAAUGGUAAUAAAAAAAACAAGAAAUUGUAUUACCACUGCAAUAGUAAUUUUCAAAAUAAUGACCCAGAAAAAGUACUUAUUAAAAUAUUCUUUUCGCUGCUAGUUAGAAAGCUUAAAAUUGUUUAUAAAAAAUAAUUUUCGACCACGUAUUGCUCGAUUGAGAGACUUCAAUGGCAUUGUGGCCACUCAGUAGCGCAUUUCUGAAUAAAUUUUCGGUAAUAUUUUAAAAACUAAAUUUGAAUAUCGUGAGUAUAAUGUAUAUAUAAUUUUCAGAACUAAGUUCGAGAAUCAAAAAAACAAAUAUAUGUAAAAACCUUAUACUUUUUUGUAAUUACCAAACAAAAAAAAAACGAAGAAAUACUCUUUCAUUAUAAGUUCUAUCGUGGUCUGUUCUACAAAUGUAUAUGUGUGGUAUAUACUUUUUAAUUCACAUUUAUUGCUUUGUUAUUCUUUGCUCACUCACCUGCCACAGCAAAUAGCAAUCCACAUCAACAUACAUGCAAACAAAGAAAUUUAUGUAUAUAAAUAAAUGUCUAAAAGUUGCCAUUUCAACUGAAGAGAGGUUGUAAAAUAAAAUAAAAAUAAACAAUAUUUUAAA